This is a messenger RNA of Fulvia fulva, 726 nucleotides long. Its product is annotated as C-factor. The transcript has a single exon. The record is from RefSeq and is a predicted model, not a curated record. The coding region runs from base 1 to 726 and encodes 241 amino acids. NCBI's taxonomy places the organism in Eukaryota, Fungi, Ascomycota, Dothideomycetes, Mycosphaerellales, Mycosphaerellaceae. Gene Ontology annotation, molecular function: oxidoreductase activity, acting on the CH-OH group of donors, NAD or NADP as acceptor.
AUGCCAAACAUCAUCAUCACCGGUGCCGCGAACGGCAUAGGAGCCGCCUUCCUCAAGGCGUAUCUACAAGACAGCAAGAACUACAUCGUGGCCGUCGACCGACAGGACAUGGUCACACCGCGAAUCAACGUCCUUCCCUUGACAGUGGACGUGAGCUCCCAGGAGUCCAUCGAUGCCAUGGUGCAGGAGAUCUCAAAGGACUUCCCGAUAGAUCUGCUCAUUCACAGCGCUGGUAUCCGUGGACUGGUUCCAACGAUGGAGCAGAGGAAGCCAGACGACGUGGCAGCAUGCGAGACUAUGGACGUAAUGGACUUCGACACCAUGAUGCGGACGUUCCAGAUCAAUGCUGCUGGUACCUUCAUGCUGCUACGAGCUCUCGCGCCAGGACUACGGAAGGCAAAGGGCAAAGCUAUUAUUAUGUCGUCGAGGAUGGGCAGCGUUGGCAACAACCAGCUGCCUAACAAGGCAUCUGGCAGCGCGUACGCCUAUCGCGCAUCGAAAGCUGCCCUCAACACGAUAGUGCGGUCUUUCGCGGUGGAUGUCCCUGAUGUCACUUUCGUACUCUGCCAUCCCGGCAGAGUUGAGACGAAGCUGGUAAAGUGCAAAGAAGAGGGAGCCAUUACGGCAGAGGAGAGCGUGGAGAGUAUCCUGCCGCUGAUCGAGAAGUGGAAUGCCGACAACAACGGGAAGUUCUAUGACAGAUUUGGUGCACCUAUCGAGUGGUAG